Messenger RNA from Lepus europaeus (European hare), 1930 nucleotides. RefSeq names its product cochlin (gene COCH). The record is from RefSeq and is a predicted model, not a curated record. The transcript is spliced from 12 exons. The coding region runs from base 1 to 1665 and encodes 554 amino acids. NCBI's taxonomy places the organism in Eukaryota, Metazoa, Chordata, Mammalia, Lagomorpha, Leporidae.
AUGUCUGCAGCCUGGCUCCCGGCGCUCUGCCUCGGUGUGUGUCUGCUGCUGCCGCUGCCGGAGCCCGCGGGCAGCGAGGGAGCAGGUGAGCUAGUUCCCUUGGCCAUCACGUGCACUACCAGAGGCUUGGAUAUCAGGAAGGAGAAAGCAGAUGUCCUGUGCCCCGCCGGCUGCCCCCUGGAGGAAUUCUCCGUGUUUGGGAACAUAGUGUACGCUGCUGUGUCCAGCAUCUGUGGGGCCGCUAUCCAUAGGGGUGUGAUCGGCACCUCGGGGGGACCUGUACGAGUCUACAGCCUCCCUGGCCGGGAAAACUAUUCCUCAGCAGAUGCCAACGGCGUCCGCUCGCAGACGCUUUCCAGAUGGUCAGCUUCUUUCACGGUGACAAAAGGCAAAAGUAGCACCCAGGAAGCCACAGGACAAGCAGUAUCCACAGCACGGCCCCCAGCAGGUAAAAGGCUAAAGAAAACACCUGAAAAGAAAACUGGAAAUAAAGACUGCAAAGCAGACAUUGCGUUUUUGAUUGAUGGAAGCUUUAACAUUGGACAGCGCCGAUUUAACCUGCAGAAGAAUUUUGUUGGGAAAGUGGCUCUGAUGCUGGGAAUUGGAACAGAAGGCCCACACGUGGGCCUCGUUCAAGCCAGUGAGCAUCCCAAAAUAGAAUUUUACUUGAAAAACUUUACAACAGCCAAAGAUGUUUUGUUUGCCAUAAAGGAAGUAGGUUUCAGAGGGGGUAAUUCCAAUACAGGAAAAGCAUUGAAACAUACUGCUCAGAAAUUCUUCACGGCGGACACUGGAGUGAGAAAAGGGAUCCCCAAAGUGGUGGUGGUGUUUAUUGACGGCUGGCCUUCUGAUGACAUCGAGGAGGCUGGCAUUGUGGCCAGAGAGUUUGGUGUCAAUGUAUUUAUAGUUUCGGUGGCCAAGCCUAUCCCUGAAGAACUGGGGAUGGUUCAGGAUGUUGCGUUUGUUGACAAGGCCGUCUGUCGGAAUAACGGCUUCUUCUCUUACCACAUGCCCAACUGGUUUGGAACCACAAAAUACGUGAAGCCUCUGGUACAGAAGCUCUGCACUCACGAGCAGAUGAUGUGCAGCAAGACCUGCUAUAACUCAGUCAACAUCGCCUUCCUGAUCGACGGCUCCAGCAGUGUCGGGGAGAGCAAUUUCCGCCUCAUGCUCGAGUUUGUUUCCAACAUAGCCAAGACUUUCGAAAUCUCAGACAUCGGUGCCAAGAUAGCUGCCGUCCAGUUCACUUAUGAUCAGCGCACAGAAUUCAGUUUCACUGACUACAGCACCAAAGAAAACGUGCUGGCCGUUAUAAGAAACAUCCGCUACAUGAGUGGUGGAACAGCUACUGGCGACGCCAUUUCCUUUACCGUCAGAAAUGUGUUUGGGCCCGUGAGGGACAGUCCCAACAAGAACUUCCUGGUCAUCGUCACAGACGGGCAGUCCUACGACGAUGUCCGAGGCCCCGCUGCCGCCGCACAUGAUGCAGGAAUCACCAUCUUCUCUGUUGGUGUGGCUUGGGCACCUCUGGAUGACCUGAAAGAUAUGGCCUCCAAACCAAAGGAAUCUCACGCUUUCUUCACAAGAGAGUUCACAGGAUUAGAACCAAUCGUUUCUGAUGUUAUUAGGGGCAUCUGUAGAGAUUUCUUAGAAUCCCAGCAAUAGUGACUUUUGACAACUGAAAGAGAAAGUACAAGAGGAUCUAAUGUGUAAAUUGUAUUCUCGUAAUACUGAAAUACUGUAGCAUCAGAUAUAAAAGAUCAGAUAUAAAAGAUGUCAAUAGCUAUUUUAAGCACAUAAGCAUUCAUUUAGAGCUACUACUUUCUGAUUACAAUUUAAUUGUUCAAAACACUCUGCUGAGACUUCAUAAUCAUGACCCACAGAAACUCAGGAGAGGAAAUAUUGUGAAUUAAAGUCCUAAACAGUUCUA